Messenger RNA from Chaetomium strumarium, 2079 nucleotides. RefSeq names its product putative MATE efflux family protein subfamily. Gene Ontology annotation, biological process: xenobiotic detoxification by transmembrane export across the plasma membrane. Gene Ontology annotation, cellular component: membrane. The coding region runs from base 447 to 1940 and encodes 497 amino acids. The record is from RefSeq and is a predicted model, not a curated record. Gene Ontology annotation, molecular function: antiporter activity; xenobiotic transmembrane transporter activity. The transcript has a single exon. Lineage: Eukaryota; Fungi; Ascomycota; Sordariomycetes; Sordariales; Chaetomiaceae.
GAGAGCCGUGCGCGAUAUCCUAGCCCUGUCUGCCUCCCUUCCCCAAAAAGGUCUGAUAGCCGCCCGGAGUCCAAUCGCUGAGCAGUCAUCAUGACGCGGACAUGCUGCUUUUCCGCGGAUUGGUUUGAUACUUGGCCGAUGGCCAUUGGCGAUAGCCCCGCGGACCGCAGAACGGCUUGCUAUCAUGGCUUGCUGCAUGGCAUGGACUGAUAACAUCUGCGGGAUGCUGCAGAACGUAUGCACGACAGGACAGAUUGGUCAACAAUCGGCAUCACGUCCUGGCGCGUAUGAUGUUCACUAAAGUCCCGUGAAGGCCGACCUAACUCGGAGGCCGUUUGAGGAUUGACCUCGACGAGAAGACCGGCCAACGAUUGUCCGAACCACCAACUGGAAACGUCAAGAGCCCAACUCUCCUUCCACAAAGACUAGUCUGUCAGAAAGAAAGAAUGAACAAGUCCCGACCUAGCCACGAAACCCUCCCUCCAGAUGCCGAGGGCUACCCCGACGAAACGGCGCCCCUGCUCUCCCCCCAUCGCGCUCGUCGAUCGGCCGCCCGACCAGAACAUGUUGAAUGGAUCGCCGAGAUGUGGUUCUUGACGAAGGCCUCGAUUCCCGUCAUCCUCGCGUACAUGCUCCAAAACAGUCUGCAGACAGUGUCCGUCCUUGUCGUGGGACGGCUGUCUUCGGAGGCCCUCGCAGUUGCUGCGUUCUCAUACAUGUUUGCCAUGGCGACGGCCUGGCUGAUCGCCUUGGGCGGCACGAGCGCCCUUGACACGCUGGCCUCGAGCAGCUUCACGGCAUCAAAGGAUAAGGGGAACCUUGGUAUUCUGCUACAGAGGGGGAUAUUUGUGUUGACUGGGUUCUACGCCGUCGUGGUGGUCAUCUGGUGCUUUUCCGAACAUCUGUUCCGGGCGCUGGGCCAGCCCGAGUCCAUCUGCAUCCACAGCGCCAGAUUCCUCCAGCUCCUGGCGCCCGGCGGGCUCGGUUACGUCUGGUUCGAGUGCAUGAAGAAGUUCCUGCAGGCGCAGGGCGCUUACCGGGCAGGGACAUACGCCCUCAUGAUCACCUCGCCGCUCAACGCUGUUCUCAACUACUUGUUCAUUUACACUUUUGAUCUCGGCAUGUACGGCGCUCCCCUGGCCACGGGGAUCUCCUACUGGCUUUCCUUCCUGCUUCUUGUCGCCUACGCCGCCUUUGUCCAGGGCAAGCAGUGCUGGAGCGGGCUGCAGCCAAGACGGGCGCUGGCAAACUCGUGGCCCUUUGCGAAGCUCGCCUUCCUGGGCGUCGUCCAUGUCGGCACGGAGUGGUGGGCGUUCGAGAUUGUCGCCCUUGCUGCCGGCCGGCUGGGAACGCUUCCCCUCGCCGCCCAAUCGGUGGUCAUGACGGCGGACCAGAUCAUCAACACCAUCCCGUUCGGCCUCGGCGUGGCAGAGUCGGCGCGGCUGGGGAAUCUGCUCGGGGCGAGAAGUCCCACGGCCGCGAGGCGUUCUGCUCAUUGCGCUGCCCUCCUGUCUGUCGCCUUCGGUUCGGUUCUUCUUACCGUCCUGUUCGCAACGAGGGAUGUUUUCGGGGGGCUCUUCAACAGUGACAAGCGGGUUAUUGUCCUCGUCGCCGAGGUCAUCCCCUACGUCGCCCUGUUCCAGAUUGCGGAUGGGCUGAACGGCAGCUGUGGCGGCGCGUUGCGGGGCAUGGGCCGUCAGUGGGUGGGUGCGCUCGUGAACUGCGUGUCGUACUAUGGCGGUGCUCUUCCCGGCGGUAUCUAUCUUGCGUUCCACGGCUGGGGACUGGCCGGUCUGUGGAUGGGGCAAUGCAUCGCUCUCUCGCUGGUGGGCAUCUUGGAGUGGGUGAUUGUCGGGUUGAGCAACUGGGAGAAUGAGGUGCAAAGGGCUGUGGACCGGUUGGAUGAUGAGAAUCACGAUUCAAGUGUUGUCUCCUGUUAGUAGGAUGUAUAGACUAAAAUCACUACGAGCUAGGCCCGGACUCUGGACAAUAUGUCUUGCGACGCGGCGAUGUAUGUAUUGUACUACUAGUUGUAUUUAUACUGCACUCUGAGCAGCAUCUAUUGCACUUCCCAUGAGC